Messenger RNA from Aspergillus pseudotamarii, 785 nucleotides. RefSeq names its product oligoribonuclease. The transcript has 2 exons. Lineage: Eukaryota; Fungi; Ascomycota; Eurotiomycetes; Eurotiales; Aspergillaceae. Gene Ontology annotation, cellular component: mitochondrion. The record is from RefSeq and is a predicted model, not a curated record. Gene Ontology annotation, molecular function: 3'-5'-RNA exonuclease activity; nucleic acid binding. Bases 90 to 665 code for a protein of 191 amino acids.
GGACAUAGGUCUCUGAACCAAAAGGCCUUAUCCAUUUGUUCUUAGAUUUCACGUGAAGUUAUAACACUUUACACACAAACAUCGUCAACAUGCCAUUGGCACGCUCAUCCGAUCCACUAGUGUGGAUAGACUGCGAAAUGACAGGCCUGGAUUUCGAAAAAGACCAAAUCAUCCAGGUUUGCUGCUUCAUCACGGACGCCAACCUCCAACUCCUCGACUCCCACGGCUUCGAAACUGUCGUCCACGCCUCCAAGACCACCAUGGACAACAUGUCACAAUGGUGUAUCGACACUCACGGCCGUACGGGAUUAACCGCCGCCGUCCUCGCCUCCACUGUUACACCUGAGUCCGCUGCCUCCGAGCUAUUGACAUACAUUCAGCGAUAUGUGCCGCAGCCCCGCACGGCGCUGUUGGCGGGAAAUAGCGUACAUGCGGACAAGGCUUUCUUGUCGCGGGGUCCCUACGCGAAGGUCCUGGAAUGGUUGCAUUAUCGAAUCUUGGAUGUGAGCACCUUUAAGGAGGCCGCGAGACGAUGGGGUGUGGAUGAGUUGUUGGCGACUGUGCCUAGGAAGAAGGAGGUGCAUUUGGCGAAAGAUGAUAUUCUGGAAAGUAUUGAGGAGAUGCGUUUCUAUAAGGAGAGGCUGUUUGGGAGUGGAAUGAAAUGAACGAGAGGGUUUAUUAGACGGCUUUCUACUUAAUUACUGCUGCUAUUGCGACUGUUGCAGUAUAUGGACACCGACACUUGGGUGGGUUGCAUUGAUUUACUUUACCUGACAGAGCACACC